GGCUGCUGGAGGAAGAGAGGAGGGCAUUCUUCUUCCCCAUCACAUCCUAUCCCUUGCCCCAGGCUCCCAUGACUUCCCUCCUUGGGCCACAGAGCUCAGGACUGGGCCAAGCAACCAUGUCUCCAUCCCCAGCUGCCCUCUUCUGUCUUGGGCUGUGUCUAGGACAGGUGAUUCCAGCACAGAGUGGCCCACUCCCCAAGCCUUCCCUCCGUGCUCUGCCAAGUUCCCUGGUACCCCUGGAUAAGUCAGUGACCAUUCGGUGCCAGGGUCCUCCAGGUGUGGACUUGUACCGCCUGGAGAAACUGGAGUCUGGGAGGUAUGAGGAUCAGGACUUUCUCUUCAUCCCGGUCAUGAAAACAAAUCAUGCUGGUCGCUACCGCUGCUCCUAUCAGAAUGGAACCCGGUGGUCCCCGCCCAGUGACCUACUGAAGCUGGUUGCUACUG
Molecule: messenger RNA, 444 nt
Organism: Castor canadensis (American beaver)
Lineage: Eukaryota; Metazoa; Chordata; Mammalia; Rodentia; Castoridae
Source: RefSeq, a predicted model, not a curated record